This is a messenger RNA of Eucalyptus grandis, 1673 nucleotides long. RefSeq names its product glycerophosphocholine acyltransferase 1. The coding region runs from base 140 to 1285 and encodes 381 amino acids. The record is from RefSeq and is a predicted model, not a curated record. Lineage: Eukaryota; Viridiplantae; Streptophyta; Magnoliopsida; Myrtales; Myrtaceae. The transcript has 8 exons. Gene Ontology annotation, biological process: phosphatidylcholine biosynthetic process.
CUCUCUCUCUCUCUCCCUUUUAUGCGCAGCCUGUAGAAGAAGAGCGCAGGACCUUCUCCUCUUCAGCCUCUCUCUCUCUCUCUCUCUAUCUCUGUCGAUCUCGGUCGCUCGGUCGGUCGGUGGCGGAGCUUGCUGCGGAAUGUCGAGCGGCGAAGAGCAGGUGGAGGACGCGGGGGCGAAUGGAGGGGGAGAUUCGCUCCACAAGGUGAAGCUGAGGUUCAGGGAUAGAUCGAAGAAAGUGGCCCGGACGAAGGAGAUGACGAAGCAGAUGAUCUCCAAGCAGGCCGAGAGGAUCGCCCAGCGAGCCGAGGAGCACGAGCGGUUCAUUAACAAGGUGACGCAUCUGAUAGGUGUCCUCGGGUUUGGUGGGUUUUGCUACCUGCUUGGAGCCAGACCACAAGAUGUUCCUUAUGUAUAUUGUGUGUUCUAUGUGAUUUUCGUCCCCCUUCGGUGGAUAUACUAUCGGUUCAAAAAAUGGCAUUACUACCUAUUGGACUUCUGCUACUAUGCCAACAGUAUCUUCUUGAUCGAUCUUCUUCUAUAUCCAAAAAAUGAAAAGCUUUUCAUGGUUUGCUUCUCGUUUGCCGAGGGACCAUUGGCGUGGGCAUUGAUUGUCUGGCGUUGUAGCUUGGUGUUUAGUUCACUUGAUAAAAUUGUUAGUGUGCUCAUUCACCUUUUACCAGGAAUAGUCUUUUUUACCAUAAGAUGGUGGAAUCCCACGACAUUUGCUGCCAUGCACCCUGAAGGGACAGCACAAAGAGUCUCGUGGCCGUAUGUGGAAGACAAGUCCUAUCUCUGGACUUGGCUGUUUGUGAUUCCCUUAGUUGCUUAUACUCUAUGGCAGGUUCUCUAUUUUCUCAUAGUUAAUGUUCUGCGUCGACAAAGACUGUUAAGAGAUCCUGAAGUUAUGACUUCUUAUAGGGAAUUGUCUAAGAAGGCACAGAAAGCAAACAACAUAUGGUGGCGUCUGAGCGGCUUGCUGGGGGAUAACAAUCGGCUUUUCAUGUACACUCUGCUUCAAGGAAUAUUUACCGUGGCGACCAUGGCGCUCACGGUCCCCAUCUUUUUGUCCUAUAGACUGCACGUGGUCUUCCAAAUACUAAAGGUGUCUGCAACAAUUUGGAACGGCGGAAGCUUUCUGUUGGAAGUUAUGCCGAGGCAGGUCAUUCUCAAGGAGAAGAAGAAAACGGAGACGCGACAAGUACAAAACCAGCAGGAACAAGCCCCUGUUGCGACGGACAAUCCUCCCAACGCAGAUGACUCCACUGAAACGCACCAAUCGUAGCGCACAUAGGUAAAUCUCAGACUCAAAUCUUCACUCGUUGAACUUCCACCGUGCCCACGCCUCGGCUGCCUGAUGGUUGCUCACACGUCAAGCUGGCUCAACGAUGCUGCAAGGUUGCAUCCUUUACUGAUUCUUUUUUCUUUUGGAGAGUUUGUUAUUCACUGGAGUGUAAGAGGAGGUUAUCAAGGAGGUGAAUUCGAAGUUUUGUUGCAAGGUUUGGACGUGGAAUGUCCUCAAAAGCUUCAGAAAAAAGCUCGAACAUAGGUUGAAUCAUGCGAGUAGCCCAGAGGAAAAAGAAAAUACUUAAAUCAAGAUGAUGUAGUGAUACGCAAAAGCAGAAUAAGUUUGUCACGAGAUUUUGCUCGUUUUUGGAGUUCUUGGAAAUGUU